AUGUGGAUUGAAUUUAAGCGGAAGAGUGGCAGCGUGGCUCAGGUCGAGGACCAGGCCCUUGAUGCGGCGAAGCGUGUCUUUCAACAAGAAGCACUCGAACGCGUUUUCAUAAUGACGACUAUCGGCGUCGCAUUUCGCACGUGGGAAGUUGUAUGGGAUGAGCUUGGGGUGCAGCUUGUACCGUUGGACGGUAGAAGCGCCGCUGGUACCAACUUGAAAGCUCAGUACAUUGACGCAUUUCAUCCUGACGCCACGACGCUUUUCUCCCAAGUUCAGCAGAUGAAGGAUCCAUACAACAUGCCAGUUUACCGCGCUAAAACAACGAUUCCAAGCCAACCUUUGCCGCCAAUGGAAAUCGGAGCCACUCAACAGAACAUGGGUUACAGCAGCUAUGGUGAACCUCAGGCCGGUCCAUCCAACGUUGGGGGUACCGGAUCUACCCAUCAGUGGAUUGAGGUAAAAGCGGAUAGAUGGAAGGAGUCCUUGCACAAUGGAGAGAAGAUUUGGUCGUUACGUGGCAAAAGUGUGACAUACUUUACCCGGAAAUGGGAAUAG
Messenger RNA from Colletotrichum chrysophilum, 555 nucleotides. RefSeq lists its product as uncharacterized. Lineage: Eukaryota; Fungi; Ascomycota; Sordariomycetes; Glomerellales; Glomerellaceae. Bases 1 to 555 code for a protein of 184 amino acids. The transcript is spliced from 2 exons. The record is from RefSeq and is a predicted model, not a curated record.